Naegleria fowleri is the source of this 1896-nucleotide messenger RNA. RefSeq lists its product as uncharacterized. The transcript is spliced from 2 exons. The coding region runs from base 1 to 1896 and encodes 631 amino acids. The record is from RefSeq and is a predicted model, not a curated record. Lineage: Eukaryota; Heterolobosea; Eutetramitea; Acrasida; Naegleriidae.
AUGAUCCCUUCAAACAAUUCCGAAACCACUCUCUUGAACGAAGGAAUUAAUUUAAUUGGAGAUAAUUUGUUCAUGCUUUUGGACGAGGAGUAUUAUGAGUUGGCACAACAACUUAAUUCAGAUAAAUAUUAUUCCGAAAUUUUUGAUGAACCCGUUCCGAUAAACCAUAAACUUGCGGAUUACAUAGAAGAGUGUACUGAUAUGUUUCAUCCAUCUUUUUGCUUUAGUCAAGAAUGGAGUUUGACUGAUGAUACCACGGAGCAAGAACGAAGAAAGGACACAGCAUCAGCAGACCGAACAAUAUUUUGUACAGCAAAGUGCACGACAUGCAAAAACUGUGUUUGUAGAAAGAAUGGACUACCAUGCACAGACAAGUGUAAAUGUGCUGACACCUGUUGUAACUUGGUAAAGCCAACUUUUGAACAUGAAUGGACUCUCAAUGCUGUGUUUCCGAAUGUGAAUGUGGAACCUCCAACCAAUUCAGGUCCUAGAAAUCUUCCGAAACAUUUAUCGUUGCCAGAAUCUACCUCCAUAAUUUGGAAUGACAAAAUAUUGCAACAUAUUUACGAAAGAACAAACUGGAAAAAAGAAUAUUGUAUUGAGUAUGAACAAGCAUUGAAUGAUCACAAAGAAUGGUCAAACACAAAAUCAAAACACGAAAAGAAGCAAAAACGUUUCAAACGAAAAUAUGAGCAUGAUAACGAAAACAUGGUUCAGGAAAUCAAUGAUGCCAAUCCCCCUCCAUUGAUCAAUGAUAUACUUGAGUCGGAGCCCAAGGUCGAACCUUUUGCCAAAUAUUUAGAAAAAAAGAAAGGCUGUACUAUUCCCAAUCAUUAUUCCAAAGACGACAUUAAGGGAUUUUUACAAAUUUGCCAAAUUAUGGGAUUAUCUCCAAUUCCAAAUUACUAUGAUUAUUGUAGCGAACCUAAUUUUUUAGAGGACAAUGUUAAUUCGAACAGUAGACAUUAUUGGUUAUGUGUUAAAGAAGUUUCAGUUGAUGAAAUAAUUGCUGCUUUUAAAGGGAAAGUACGAUUUAAACAAUAUAUCCCAUUGAAACCUCACAAGUACGGCCUGAAAUAUUAUGCUUUAUCAGACUCUACAGGUUAUAUUUAUGCAUUUUGGUUAUAUCAAGGAAAAGAAUCAAGGUAUUCUCAUAAUGCAACAUCUAUUGUUUUAGAUUUAGUUAAACAUGUUUCACCAGAAAAUCAUGUUUUGGGAAUCGACAAUUAUUAUGGAUCAUUAGAUCUUGCGAGAGAAUUGGUGAAUCAUGGAUGGAAAUUUGUUAUGACUCUCAGUAACAAUCGUCCUUCUUAUCUAUUCUCAGAAGGAUUGCAGAAAAAACUCCCUGGAAGCAAAACUAGAAAAUGGAUCCAUGCUGUAAAUAAGGAGAACACUUUAGUGGCAUUGUCAAUUAAUGACAACAAACGAGUUAAUUUUUUGACAAAUUUAGGAAGCAGUCAAUUAAUCAAAAACAAACCAUACGUUCAAGAAAUGUAUAACAAAUCAAUGGGAUGUGUUGACAAAUCUGGAAUUUUCUUGCAUUACACUCAUCCUCCUUUUAGAAACAAAAACUGGAAAACUGUCCAUUUAUUGCAGAUGAUGAAGACUUCGUUUGUCAACCAGUAUAUCAUAUUUAAGCAUCACAUUAAUAACCCAGGUUUAACUCUUUGCGACUACCUCAAGCACAGCCUUGCUCAAACUGUGACCUUUUGUAACCCUUAUUUCACCAGAACAACUCACUUCCCCAUGAAACUCAAAAAGUUGGAACGGUAUCAAUUAUGCUCUCAUUGCAAAGACUCUUCUUCGGGAUGUGGAUACAAAUGCAUGGGAUGUGGAUGCUAUCUCCAUUUACAUUGCUUUACUGCCUAUCAUGACCCCAAAUUUAUUUAUUACUAA